Molecule: messenger RNA, 324 nt
Organism: Porites evermanni
Lineage: Eukaryota; Metazoa; Cnidaria; Anthozoa; Scleractinia; Poritidae
Source: the annotation of a GenBank genome assembly
AUGUCGAAGUCUGCUGUCAAGAAACCGAAAGAAAAAAGUGAUAAAACUAAGGCAGACAGCUUUGUUUGGAUUGACGAUGAAGUACAGCUGCUUUUAGAAGUUACAAAUGACUACAAGGUGUCGAAAGCGGCGAAAAAUAUCGACUGGGAGUCGUGCCAGUCAAAGUACACUGACAUUCUUGAAUUAUAUCGGGAACACUACCCAUCAUCUCAAGAUGAGUCUGCAGAAAUUGAAAAAGAAUACCCACACAAGAAAGAAGAGAUCACUAAAGUCAUAUUGACGUCAAAGCUUAAGAACAUUCGACUUAAAAGAGACUGGCGCUGA